AAGUCGUAUGCCUCGUUUAGCAAGAUAAAUUUUCCUUUGGCAAAACGAAACAGCUGUCGAACAGCACUUCGAUUUCACAGAGGGUCUCGUAACCCCGGAAUAAUGUAUAACUCGAUCGAUCCCAUCCACUCGUUGUUCAUUCGGAACAAAGAAUAGUAAUCCUGGGCUAUAGUGAUCGAACGUUCGCUCCUUUCUUUUCUUUCGUUCUUUCUCCUCGUUUCUUUUCCGGAACAUCAAAUAACGGUGCACCAAUGAUAAGAAUAAAAUAGACACAAAGUACGCUAUCGGUGAAUUGAAGGAUGCCAACACAUCAAAGCGACUGAUCGUCUCUAAUACGAUGCAAUAAUCGAUGUAGAUCGUGUACAAGUGUACCAGUUCAAUGUCCUUAACAUACUAGAUUAUUAGCAGUACGAUAUGAGAUUUCUGAAGAGCCACGACAUAUCUAUCAGCUUGACGUCGACUUUUAUGAAACUCGUUGGAUUAUGGACGUCGAAAAACCAAUUGGAGCGACGCGUCAGACUUAUUACGCAAAUUUACACGUUCGCCAUUAUUCUCUUUGCUCUGUGGCUAGAGCUUACGGAUAUUUAUCAUUCUUUCGGUGAUCUGAGUACCUGCCUUUACAACGUGUGCAACAUUGUGGCGGUUCUAAUGCCUCUUUUGAAGAUGACCGUAUUGCUUGCGCAUAAACAAGAACUUUUUCAUUUAAUCGCAUAUACGCAACGACGAUUUUGGCACGAGAAUUAUGACGAGUACGAGAAAAAAAUUUAUACGAACUGCAAACGCAAAUGUACCGUCUUUGUAUGUUUCGUUAUAUUCACUACAAAAGCGACCCUUAUUUGUUACGCCCUUAGUCCAAUUCUUGAAAAUAUUGGAAGGAACGAGUCAGCCAGAGAAUUUCUAUUUAAUAUGUGGAUUGAUCUACCACUGACAAUGUCCCCGUACUAUGAAAUAACAUUCAUGUUACAGCUCAUGACAUUGUACCAUAUUGGAGUCGGCUAUUUCUGCUUCGACAAUCUAUUAUGCGUCAUGAAUCUACACUUGGCUACUCAAUUUCAAAUACUGCAAUAUAAAAUGACCCGCAUGACCGAUUUAACGAAUAAAGAGAAGGGAGAAACAAAUCCACAAUUAUUCUCAGGAUCGUCGGCAAAUAAAUAUUACACCGUCUUUAAGAAGUACAUUCAACAACAUCAAGCUCUCAUAGCUUAUUGUGCAAAACUGGAAUCGGUAUUUAAUUUGCCUGUUUUGGCGCAAGUGCUGGCGUUCAGCUUGGUAAUGUGUCUAGAUGGGUACCAGAUACUUAUGCCUGGGGCACCUAGCAGAACACGUUUCAUCUUCAGCUUCCAAUUAAUAGCCUGUCUAUGCCAACUACUGAUGUUCACCUACAGCUGUGACUGCAUCAUGCAAGAAAGCGCGAGCAUAGCUUUGGCGGUGUAUAAAGGACCUUGGUCAUUUUUGCCUGCAACCGAAAGCGGUAUGAUGAUGCGCAAAAACAUGAUACUCGUUACUAUAAGAUCUGGCGUACCUUGUUGCAUAACAGCCUAUGGAUUCUUCGUCGUGUCUCUAGAAACAUACACUCGGGUUUUAAGUACUGCGGUAUCAUAUUUCACACUGUUAAGACAAACUACACAGGAGACCCUCUAUUCGUAA
This is a messenger RNA of Bombus pascuorum, 1647 nucleotides long. RefSeq names its product odorant receptor 13a-like. Gene Ontology annotation, cellular component: plasma membrane. Gene Ontology annotation, biological process: detection of chemical stimulus involved in sensory perception of smell; sensory perception of smell. The transcript has 6 exons. NCBI's taxonomy places the organism in Eukaryota, Metazoa, Arthropoda, Insecta, Hymenoptera, Apidae. Bases 415 to 1647 code for a protein of 410 amino acids. Gene Ontology annotation, molecular function: olfactory receptor activity; odorant binding. The record is from RefSeq and is a predicted model, not a curated record.